GGCUGCAGGGUGCCCUGUCUGCAUCCUUGAUCUUCGGCCAAUUUUACUUGGCUUUGAUUGGCUGGCCUGUCCUGAAGGGAUACUUCUGCCUGAAAGGCUUGCUGACAGGUUCAGCAAUAGAUGCCCCACUGGCUAUGGCAUUGGACGCAUCGUCCGGGGAUCCCUUCAUCAUACAGGAUGGUGAUGUCAUUACCCUAGCAUUCCGCAAACUCGAGCUUGAUCGGGGCGAUGAAUCUGGCGGCGCUCCCGCUGAUUCUCCUGGGCCCACCGGCUGGGGCGACGAAGAGGGGGAGCUCCACAUUCUGCUGCUUGCAAGGGUGGGGCCGGUAAAGGACACUCACCCGUGCCGAGAAGGGUCCUUUGGCUUAUUUGGCCCCUUUGUGCAUUCCAGCGCUGUAACUGCAUGGCCACAGCCGCUGCUAGGUGCUUCACUAACCGGUGCUCCCGAAGAGACCGGCUUCGAAGGUAAUUACAGAACUCUCCUCGAGCUCACAGAUGAGGUUAUCAACGGGCAGGGGAUCCACUAUGAUCUCAGCCAUGUUGCGAUUCGCCUCACGCGAACCUUCGAUGAGGUUGUGAUCCUUACAAUGAGCUUGUUGAUGUCCUUGCCAAAGGUCAUUGGAUCACUGCCACCAGAGACCCGAGCCAGUGGCCUGCCCUUCAAGGCUGCCCCUCUCAGCCUAUGGCUCACUCUUGUGACUGCCAAUGUUCAAACGUUAGACGAGGAUGCUGCGAAGGGCCUGUUGGGGCGUGAUCUCAAUCUGCGCCUCAUUGAGGAAUGGGAAGACAGUGUCGGAGAUCUCUGUUGGGAGAAAGGUCAGGGGUCGCUUUCUCGCAUUGACUUCAUUUUGAUACCCAAAACCUGGCGAGUUGGUGCUGGAUCCUCCAAGGUCCUUUAUGAUGUUGAUUUUGGCCAGGCUGGGAUUGAUCAUUUCCCUGCGUCUCUCGAAGCCACUGCCAUCCUCACUGCCAAGGCCUUUCGUGGACCUAAGUCACCACGCAUUGAUGUUGAUCGAUUGCAGUCCCCUGAACAUGCUGGAUUCGUCCAAGCCAUUUGUCAGACUGCUCCAGCUGUUCCGUGGCAUGUCGAUGCCCACACUCACUAUGACCUCUUUGCCAGGCACCUAGUCGAUAACCUUGCCCUUGCGUUCCCAGCAGCACGCUCAGCGAAGCGUAAGACCUUCUUUUCUGAUGGGACAUGGUUCGAUUUGCUUGGGUUGCUUGGUCUGUCGGAAGAAGCCUUCAAUGGGGUGGCCUUCUUUCCCUUGCUGACCUCCUGCGAAGUGCGCGCUAUUCAAGGAGAUAAGAAGGACUUCACGCAUGCUACGGCAGUAACAGCAGCUGCCAGCUCCUCCAAGUUAGAGGAUGGCAGCAUUGCGAGAGAUCCCGAGGAGGCCGAGGCUCGCUGGAUUAGACACUUUAGCUCCAUUGAGGCUGAGCUUGACCUCACUGACUACGAUAUCGAAGCCUCUGACAUUCUGACCAGGACACAGAUUGAGGCUUCUAUUGACAACGUCAUAGCCACCCUUGGCCUGGAUCCCUCUGUCGCGCCCCGGCUCCGGGCAUAUGUGCGGGAUCAGUCCUUGAUCCAGGCGGCAGGCGCACCUCUGGUCCUGUCUCGCAUGAUUGAGGAAACCAACUGUGACACCUGGUUCGCUCACGGGGCCUUUGAAGGCACAGCCACAGUCCGGGCCGGUACCCGCCCCGGAGACAAUCUCGCCGACAUGAUCUUUUCCUUUUUAUUCGCGGAACUAUUAAAAAACCUACGCAGCCGCUUUGCGUCUGAGGGAUUGUCGUCCUCACUGCCCUGGGACGACAAGUGGCUAUGCGCUGGGCCAGAGAUUGUCUCUGCAGACACUGCAGGCCCAGACUCGGUUAGACCGGUUGACGUAACUUGGAUGGAUGACCUCGCGCUCCUCGUCGAGGACCCGAGACCGUCCGUGUUACUCGACAAGAUUACCCGCGUUGCCACAGCUACGCUCGACGAGUGUAUGAAAGCCACAUUGGUGCCCAAUCUUGCAGCUGGCAAAACAGAAUGCGUCGCUGCCUUUUACGGGCCUGGGUCUAAAAAAGUUGCGACCGAGACAUUCAGGGGUAGCGACCCCAGCCUCCCCCUGCAGUCUGACAUAUGGCCGGAUGCCCGUCUGCGACUUGUUUCGACGUACAAGCAUGUUGGGGGACUUAUUCAGGCUGGAGGGGGUACUUCCAAGGAGGUACGCUCCAGAAUAGGCGCUGCCUGGGCUGCGUUCAGGCACCACCGACGUCAGGUCUUUUCUUCUCCGGUGGUCCACACUAAGGACAAAGCCGUAUUGUUCUCUGCUGUGGUCGAGUCCACCCUGUUCUACGGGGUUGGAGCUUGGCCUGCCCACGAGAGCGCUGCCACUUUGAAAUUUCAGGGGGCUCUUGUUGGCAUGGCUCGUCUCAUGCUCCGGCCUCGCUUCCCUUACCCUGUUGCCAGACACCUCAGUGGUCUUUACGCCCUUGCGUGCGCCCGUAUCUUGCCGGCCGAGGUUGCGAUUUCGCUUGAACGCCUCCGACAUUUCCGUCUUGUAGCGUCCAAGGGGUGUGCAGAUCUUUGGGCCCUUCUGCAUGCGGAGCGAUCUUGGCUGUGCCAGGCACAGCUUGCGCUGCGUUGGGCAGGCGAGCUUCGCAAUAGGGCGGGACUGGGUGACCCAGACGUUGCUGACUGGGAUACCUCCGUCACUAUUGCGCGUACGGACGCAAGGGCAUGGAAGCGAAUAGUGAAGCAGACUAAGGUUGUAGCUGGCCUCGUCGCUCUAUGGAAUGCCGAAGUACAGCAAUACCAUGGUCUGAUUUUUCGCCAGCUUCGCCUUGCAGGGGCAUAUCUCGAUGAUGUCGUUUCUGAGCAAGCGACCUCCGAGAUCUGUGCCCAGUGCGGGCAAGUUUUUCCGGAUAAGCGCUCCUGGUCGCAUCAUGCAUUCAAGGUGCACGGGCGUGUUCGUGAAGAGCGUCUCCUUGUCAAUGGCCAGCAAUGUCCAGUGUGCCUACGGGCUGUAGUGGCUCCAACCCCUGGGGUCGGCAGUCGGAAGUUUGCGGACGGCUCCAAGUCACAACUCCCUACCGUACAGGCGGCAGGACCCGUCAGUCAGUGGAGCACUGGUCAGGCCCUUUUUGAGGAGCUUCGCCCUUCUGAGGAGGUCCUUGCUGCCCUAGAAGACCUCUGGUGUCACGGCCAGCUCACUUGCUGCACCUAUGCGGAUGUUCUUGAAGCCUAUCGGAAGGCCUUUUGCUGUUGUUGCCUCCAGCUUUCACGCCUAAAGGCCACGGCCCAGGAGUGGCAUAAGCAGCUGCAAGCCGUCCUUUCUGAGGACGAGGAAUGGCCACUACAAUGGUGCGGCUGGCAUUCCAGUGUCUCUGCAUUGCUACUGAGGGUCUCCUGGGCUGAGUGGCUUGUGCCCGAUCCCGUCUCUCCGUUGUUUGCGGUCUCCACCUUUCGUGACGCCAGCAUCCAGCUACCUUGGCUCCUCUUUGACCAUGUUGCCCUUCCCCUUCCUGUGGCGGGGCUUCCCAUUGGCCGUGUUGUUGCUGCUGAAGAUCCUGGGGUUGGCUACACAACCUACGCCUUUUGUCCGACCUUGCCAGAGGUUCCCUCAGUCUGGCCACCCUAG
Molecule: messenger RNA, 3629 nt
Organism: Symbiodinium necroappetens
Lineage: Eukaryota; Dinophyceae; Suessiales; Symbiodiniaceae
Source: the annotation of a GenBank genome assembly